UGAUUUUCUGAAGGUCCUGGGAAACCCCUUGAAACGGUUUAAGUCCAGCAGAUUUGCGCCUACCUUAACUACCUAAUUUUCUGCUUGCGUCGAAAUUCCGAGACACGCAACGCUCGUAGACAAACAUUCAGAUUCUCAACUUUUUUAUAGUUAAAAAAGCCGGGAUUUUAUUUGUUAACUUAUUACCCAAUUUAAUGAAAUCAUUUUGGGGGAUAAGAUUGAAGGAAGAAGAAUAAAAUUGGUUUGGAGAUUUACGACAAAUCACGAUGUCGUCGAACACGCUAGGCCCCUUGGUCCGCCUACGGGGCCUGCGAACAGAGCAGCUCCCCGCAGCGUCCGCGUCGCCGGAUGAGCUUGCGCCACUGCUCCUCGCCAUCCUGCAAGAAGCAAUACCCUUUGCCGACUCUGCGGCGCCCAAAGCUUCUUCGGAUGCCAAGCCUGAUCCUAAGAUCUGGAAGCUGAAGGGGACGCACGUGCACCCGGACUCCAAGGCCAGGGUCGAGGUUCUCGAGCGCGUGGUCCCGGCGAGUGAGCUGGAGAAGGUAGAGAGUAGGAGCGCGACGAGUGAGGGAGGCGAGGGGAAAGGUGGGAAGGAAGGCAAGCUCAGGGGCGAAACUUGGUGUUGUCGCCGGAGCGCACACAAUGACGCAGCGGAGCGCGGGACUGCUAGCUGGGAAGAGUUCACGCGCGCAUUCCGCGAGGAGCAUGCGCAGUCCGAGAAGGCGUUUACGCCGGCAUGUCUUGCAGCGCACGAGGCGCAGAGUUGGGACUGCGCGGGUGUCGAGGUCGAAGAGGGGGGCGUCAGAUGGGGCCGGUUUAAAUUGGUCAUUGAAGAGAUGCGACAUCGGAUCGGGAAGCCGGUGCUGAAGGAUCGCACGUUUCCAGUUCUGCAGAUGACAGCGGCGGCACUGGGCGAGGCGGACAGGGAGUUCGUGGUCGUCAGCAUCCCGGUGCCGGAUUUUGGGGAGAAGUCUGACAAGAGCAUGUUGGCGAAGGAGAAGGGCGCGCAGGUCGCGUACUACGUUAGUGUGGAACGGAUACGGAUGAUUGGGGACGAGGGACAGAAGAAGAUCGAAUGGUUAAUGGCGACGGCGAGCGAUGCUGCGGGUGUGCUACCCGCUUGGGUGCAGAAUCUAGCGGCGCCGGGAGUUAUUUGGAAAGACGUUCCCUUGUUUUUGGGAUGGAUCGUGAGAGACAGAGUGAAGAGGGCGAAGACGAUGGACGUGGUGCCUAACGGUGGGGGGAAGAAGGAAGAUAAUAUCAAGAGCAUGGAUACGGAUGGUGAUAGGGGCACAAUACCGCGGGUUUCAUCCGGGUUAGAUGUUGGUAGUUUACCAACAGUCUCCGAGGAAACGUCGAACGACCCCGAACUACAAGCCCCCAGGUAAUUUAAUACAGGCUAUUCAGGCGGCGAAGUUGUCCGGAAACUCUUGAUUCUAUUUGGGGGGGAUUAAUGGUAUGGCCAGGAAUAUCCUAAUAUGACUCAGGUUGUGGUUUCGCCGGUCGAGGAGUAAACGUGUUAUAGAG
This is a messenger RNA of Annulohypoxylon maeteangense, 1527 nucleotides long. RefSeq lists its product as uncharacterized. NCBI's taxonomy places the organism in Eukaryota, Fungi, Ascomycota, Sordariomycetes, Xylariales, Hypoxylaceae. The transcript has a single exon. The record is from RefSeq and is a predicted model, not a curated record. Bases 267 to 1388 code for a protein of 373 amino acids.